Cordyceps fumosorosea ARSEF 2679 is the source of this 768-nucleotide messenger RNA. Its product is annotated as Formate/nitrite transporter. Gene Ontology annotation, cellular component: membrane. Gene Ontology annotation, molecular function: high-affinity secondary active nitrite transmembrane transporter activity. The record is from RefSeq and is a predicted model, not a curated record. Bases 1 to 768 code for a protein of 255 amino acids. The transcript has 3 exons. Gene Ontology annotation, biological process: transmembrane transport; nitrite transport. Lineage: Eukaryota; Fungi; Ascomycota; Sordariomycetes; Hypocreales; Cordycipitaceae.
AUGGAGUCAUUGAGUGUGAAUGCGUACACGCCACUGGAGACGACCGAGAUAUGCUCUCGCGUCGGCACCAAAAAGGCAAACAUGCGCGUCGACAAGAUAUUCAUCAGUGCCGUCAUCGCAGGCUGCUAUCUCGCGUUUUCGUCUUCCGUGUGCCUGGUCAUCAACACAUCACCAUGGUACACGACCCUCGCCGCGCUUCACCGCCGGAUCAGCCCCUGGAAGAUGCUCGCUCACUGGGCGCUCACCUUCUUCGGCAACCUCGCCGGCUCGCUCUUCAUCGUCGGCGUCAUCAUCGGCCACGGCGGCGUCCUCGACGACCCGCCGUACCGAGCCGAGGCCAUCAAGUUCGCCGACAAGAAGGCCUACACGCCCCUGUGGCACCAGAUCUUCCUGCGCGGCAUCGGCGCCAACUGGCUCGUCUGCGUCGCCUGCUGGCUCGCCUGCCAGUCGCGGGACGUCGCCGGUAAGAUCGCGGCCAUCUGGUGGCCCAUAUUCGCGUUCGUGUGCCUCGGCCUCGACCACGUCGUCGCAAACAUGUACUUCAUACCGAUGGCGAUCUUCCUGGGGAGCCCGCAUAUCAGCGUCGGCUACUACAUCUGGAAAUCGAUGAUCCCGGCGCUGCUGGGUAACAUCGUAGGUGGCGGGUUGUUCGUGGCCGCUGUACACUGGUAUCUGGACCUCACUGGAACGACCGAGCCAAUCGCAAUCGACGGUCAAUUUUACAAGGAUGAUAAAAAGUCUGGGCACAGUGAAAGCAGCAGUGUCUGA